AUGGCGGAAUUGCAGAGGUCAGAGAGCACUUUCAGGAGGCAAGGAUCUUCCGGUUUGAUUUGGGACGACAAAUUUCUACAGAGGGCUUUGAAUCAAGUCGAGGCCGAGAAGCAAGCUGAAGCUGCCGCCGCUGCGAGCGGCGGCGGUGGAGGCGGCUCCGACGGUCCUGCAGCUGACGGCGGAGCUCCGGGAGGGAGGGGGUAUCGGACGGUCAAGGUUGCGCCGCCGAUGAUGGACCCGCCGUCGCCGAAGGUCUCCGGGUGUUGCGGAGUAUUCGGAAAGCCGGCGGCGUCGAAGCGGCCCAGAUCGAACCAGCGGAGAUCGAAGUAG
This is a messenger RNA of Rosa rugosa (rugosa rose), 330 nucleotides long. RefSeq names its product MAPK kinase substrate protein At1g80180-like. Lineage: Eukaryota; Viridiplantae; Streptophyta; Magnoliopsida; Rosales; Rosaceae. The transcript has a single exon. The record is from RefSeq and is a predicted model, not a curated record. Bases 1 to 330 code for a protein of 109 amino acids.